Messenger RNA from Solea solea (common sole), 2374 nucleotides. RefSeq names its product apobec1 complementation factor (gene a1cf). Gene Ontology annotation, cellular component: nucleus. The record is from RefSeq and is a predicted model, not a curated record. The transcript has 13 exons. The coding region runs from base 123 to 1949 and encodes 608 amino acids. NCBI's taxonomy places the organism in Eukaryota, Metazoa, Chordata, Actinopteri, Pleuronectiformes, Soleidae. Gene Ontology annotation, molecular function: mRNA binding.
CACACACACACACACAGAGAGAGUUCAGAAUGACACAGCUCUGAUCAGAGGAGGUGAUCUCUGAAAUUGCUCAGUGAGCACCUUUAAUUUCCCUGAUUCACAUUCACUGUCAAUCAAAUCCAAUGGAAACCAAUCAGAAAGUGAACCAGGACGGAGGAGGGUUGGGCCCGCAGAAGGAGGCGGCGCUGCGGCUGCUGACACAACGCACCAGAUACCAACUGCGGCAGGAGAACGGUCAGCGGCGGUAUGGCGGUCCACCGCCGGACUGGGACGGUACUCCACCAGAGAGAGGCAGCGAGAUCUUUGUGGGGAAAUUACCACGAGAUCUGUUUGAAGACGAACUGGUUCCACUGUGUGAGAAGUUUGGGAAAAUCUAUGAAGUGAGGAUGAUGAUGGACUUUAACGGGAACAACCGAGGUUACGCCUUCGUUACCUUCAGCACGAAGCAGGAGGCCAAAGCAGCCAUCAAGCAGCUCAACAACUAUGAGAUCAGGAACGGUCGCCUCCUCGGCGUCUGUGCCAGCGUGGACAACUGCCGGCUGUUUGUGGGCGGGAUUCCCAAAACCAAGAAGCGUGAGGAGAUCCUGACUGAGAUGAGGAAGGUCACCGAGGGGGUGAUGGAUGUCAUCGUCUACCCCAGCGCCGCCGACAAAUCCAAGAACCGAGGUUUUGCGUUUGUCGAGUACGAGAGCCACCGAGCCGCUGCCAUGGCCCGACGCAAACUUUUGCCAGGUCGUAUUCAGUUGUGGGGUCAUGCCAUCGCCGUGGACUGGGCGGAACCAGAGGUGGAGGUUGACGAGGACACCAUGGCAAGUGUGAAGAUACUGUACGUUAGGAACCUGAUGCUGCAGACGACAGAGGAGACCAUCGAGAAGGAGUUCAACAGCCUCAAACCAGGUGCAGUGGAGCGAGUGAAGAAGAUCAGAGACUACGCCUUUGUCCAUUUCACUCAGAGAGAAGACGCCAUCAACGCCAUGAACACUCUCAAUGGGAAGGUGGUGGACGGGUCUCCUAUCGAGGUGACUCUGGCCAAGCCAGUGGACAAGGACAGUUAUGUUCGUUACACCAGAGGGACGGGAGGACGAGGAGCAUCUCUGCUGCAGACGGACUACACCGCCUAUCCUGUAGGACAGGUGUACGAGCCCUCUGCCGCGUACCUUGGUGCGCCCGUGUUUUACGCCCCCCAGGCCUACGCUGCUAUUCCCGGUCAGUUCCGCUUCCCAACAGCAAAGGCUCACAUCGGCGGUCGUGGUCUGAUCCGGACGCCAUCUGUUCGAGAAAUUUACAUGACCUUACCUGUAGGGGCUGCCGGGGUGCGGGGGCUGGGUGGGCGGGGCUACCUGGCCUAUACCGCCGGGGGCGGAGCUGUGGGUCGAGGCAGCGGCGGCGCUUCAUCUUAUGGACUGAAGGCGGACAAGCAGCUGGAGGAGAAGCUGUACGAUCUGCUGCCCGGCAUGGAGCUGACCCCCUUGAACCUGAAGACCGGAGCCAUCAAACCUGCGCCACAGGUUCUGGAGGAGUUGUGUCAGAAGAAUAACUGGGGGCAACCCGUAUAUCAGCUUCACUCUGCCAUUGGUCCAGAUCAGAGACAACUGUUCCUCUACAAGAUCACAGUACCAGCUCUUGCGACGCAGUACCCUAAUGUACAUCCCUUCACCCCCACUAAACUGUGUGCAGGAGUAGAAGAAGCUAAAGUCCACGCCGCUGAACACACCCUGCAGACGCUCGGCCUGCAGACAGAGGGCGCUGCUGAUGCCACCUGUGCCACUGCUGCCGCCGUGGCCUCAGUGGCCUUCCCAGGUUACACGCUGGCGAGCCCGGCGGCGGUCGCCUCUCAGCUGAAGCAGGCCGUGUCUCUUGGUCAGGACCUCGCCGCCUUCACCACCUACGAGGGCUACCCCGCGUUUGCCGUGGCGACGCGCCACAGCGACGGCUACGGCGUCUUCUAGAGGAAGAAAACUCGUCGUCACGUUUUCUUUCUGCAGAUUUGACUUCAGUGAAAAACAUCGGAUUUCUUUCACUCGUCUGUCACCCUGAAAAUAAUCUCUCACCUUUUCCUUUAUAAUUUUCUUCUGCUCAUCAUGUGACCGGAAUCACAAGGUCGUCGAUAUCUUAGAUUAAUGAUUGAUUAGUGAGUGGCCUGUGAUUAGCUGUACGUGAGAAUGUUUUCUUUUCGUUAAUUAGCUAAAUUGCUUUUAUUAUUAUUAUUAUUAUUAUUAUUAUAUUUGCUUUAUUUGAUUUUUGGUUUUCAUGAAACUUCUGUCGUGAAUAUUUGAAAGUUUCAUCUUCAGAGACAUUUUCAAAAACGUCCUCGUCUUGAAGCAUCGGUGCUAACAAUCAUUCAUUCACGCUAAUAAAUCACAGCGAGUUCAAA